AGGCAGGGCAGGAGGGACAGGCAGCUAUGGAGGGACAGGCAGGGCUGGACCGCUCUGUGUGCGAUCCCUCUACGCUCCUCGCCCAGCAAAGUGGCAGCCGGGACGAGGAGCAGAGUCCGGCGGAGCAGCAGAAGGAAGAGCUGGAGAAACGCUUCGUGCAGAACCUGCAGCACAUCGGCAGGAGCAUCUGUGCCGGUCAGAAGGUCGAGACCCGUGACCCCAAGGCACUGCAGGAGGCACUGGAGAUGAAGAGGAAGGAGAAGGAGCGAAGAGUAGAAGAAGAAGGUGGAGGAGAGGGACAGGAGGGGGAUGAGGGAUGCACCUGUCCUGAGAAUGUGCAGGAAAGUGCAGAGGACGAGCCUGUGGUACGUGAGGAGGAAAAGGAUUCAGCAGAGCCCAAGGAGGACCAUGAUGAGGCAGAGCAACUUCGCAUCAAAAGCAAAUGUCUGCAGGGCAAUUGGCAGGAAGAGAGAGCUGUCAAGGACAUCGACAAACCUGUGGAGGGUGUGCCUUACUUCAAGUUGUUCAAUCAUGGACAUAAAGGUUUGCUCACCGUUGAUUUAGAAUCCAAAAUGUCUGACGUUACGACAUAUCGGAACGAUUUUCGUCCUUGCUGUGGACAUAUUUUACAUACAAAAGGAAUAAAGGAACGGACCAUUGAAAAGUGUGUGAGUCAAAACAUAAGCAAGGAUGUGUUCAAAGAGUUUAACUCCGGCCCUGCAAUGGAACCAAUGGAACAGUCGUCAGUAACAGGACGAGACUUCAGAAUCAAAGGCUUUACAUCCACCCCGCCUCAGCCUACUAAGAAACAUAAUUACAAAACUGAACAACCUAUUACAUUCUGGAGUGACCACGCCAAGAAAAUACAGGGGGUCACUGAAAUAAAGAUCGACAAUAGUCCAUUUAAGAAGCACAGUUUGUUUACUACACCAAUAGAAGAACUCAUGGAUUCCUAACGACCGUAAACCAUGGAAAAUGACCUGGAUCCUAACUGCAGAAAUGAGAGAAUAUUGUAUAAUUCUAUACGACUUGCUCCUUGUUAGCUGAUAUUUGGUUGAUUGUUCUUUUUGUUUAUCACAUUCCUUUCAGAUCAGUUUAUGGGACUAAGUAAAAAUCCGCAAAGAGUUAGACACAAUUCUAUCUAGUGAUUAUGUUGCUGGCGAUUUAAGAACCAGAGUCACUGGCUAUACCAACCCCCAUGAAAUAUCCGAUGACAGAAACUAUUAUGCCAAUUUUUGGCAUCCUGGAUGGAUUCGCAGUACAACACUCUUUAUAUUCAGUGUGUUUGAAUACCUAUCAAUCACUUGCCAGGUUAAUGGGCUCUAUCACUCGCCAACCACUAAAAGUAGCAACUUUUUGUUACUUGCUUAUAAUGGGAAUUUCCCUCUGUUAAAGCAAUGAAAAAAGUGUCAAUUUUUGCAUUCAUCUUUAAAACCCAUCUUAAUAUCUUUUUGAUUGUGCUUUUUGUCACCUCUCUCCCCCCACACCCAUACCUUCCUCUGCUCCUCCCCCUCAACCCCAGUGUGGCCUCCGAGCUGAUUCUAUGAAGCAUCUUGAGACGUCCUCCUGACAUGCUUUAGUGAAUUCAAUAAUAAACGUGCAGCGGUUUGAAUCAGAACCAAUAGCAUCUACAUAAUACAGAAUAAUGUAAUGAUUGUACACGCAAACGUUCAUUUCCUGGGAAGGACAAAUUCAUCCUCAGUAUUCAUUCCAGAAUUCCAAAGAGAAAGUUCCAUAAAUGUAGCAACAUGGCUUCACCAAUGCCUUAACGAAGAACCUGACUGCCUGUGAAAACUGGGUAUAAGUGAACACACUUCAAGCUUAGCUUUGCAGAACAUUAACAUGGGAGAGCACUGUUGUUUGGUGUGGGUUUUCAUUAUAGCAAACUUAGAGGUUUAACUAUGGUUUUGGUGUGGGACUCAUGAAUACUUUAUGAUAGUAUGAGCUUUGUAUAUUAGAAUAUUUUGCAUUCAUUUUAGUUUUGGUGCGUUAUUUGAAGGUAACCAGUUUCAGUAUUUACCAAUAAAGUAAAUACAAUUUUAAA
This is a messenger RNA of Callorhinchus milii (elephant shark), 2044 nucleotides long. It is a transcript of the gene spag8, whose product is annotated as sperm associated antigen 8. The record is from RefSeq and is a predicted model, not a curated record. Bases 27 to 956 code for a protein of 309 amino acids. Gene Ontology annotation, cellular component: nucleus; cytoplasm. Gene Ontology annotation, biological process: positive regulation of transcription by RNA polymerase II. Gene Ontology annotation, molecular function: microtubule binding. Lineage: Eukaryota; Metazoa; Chordata; Chondrichthyes; Chimaeriformes; Callorhinchidae. The transcript is spliced from 6 exons.